CUAACGUCACACGGGCGCUGGAACUCCACUAAGUAGUGGUGAUGUUGUGGUUGUCCAUGCCGCUAACACCUCUCUGCGCGUUAUCUUGCACAGAAGAACCAAUGUGAGAGCUCACCACGCAUGGAGUUGACCUCGGACCGUGUGGUGGCAACACUUGAGAUGUCGCAAAUCAAAAGCGAAGACGAUGAGCCUUUUAACAGUGACGGUGACUACGAGAGCUUGCCACCUCAUGUCUCAGUGGCGACCCACAUGACAGCGGGAGCUGUGGCUGGCAUACUGGAGCACACGGUGAUGUACCCCGUGGACUCUGUCAAGACGAGGAUGCAGAGCCUGCAACCAGACCCGAAUGCACAGUACAGGAGUGUGUAUGAGGCUCUGAAAAGGAUCAUCCAGACAGAGGGGAUCUUCAGACCGCUGAGGGGCCUCAACAUCACCAUGAUGGGAGCGGGACCUGCCCAUGCGCUCUACUUCGCCUGCUAUGAGCGGGUCAAACGGUCACUAAGUGACGUCAUUCAGAGUGGAGGCAACAGCCAUUUAGCCAAUGGUAUGGCAGGUAGUGUGGCCACUGUUCUCCAUGAUGCAGUCAUGAACCCAGCUGAAGUGGUAAAGCAGAGGAUGCAAAUGUACAACUCUCCAUAUCGAGGACUUUUGGACUGUGUUCGGACAGUAACGCGUACUGAAGGCAUUGGGGCCUUCUACCGCAGCUACAGCACACAGCUGACCAUGAACAUCCCCUUCCAGGCCGUUCACUUCAUCACCUACGAGCUGAUGCAGGAACAGUUAAACCCCCAGAGACAUUACAACCCUGGCAGCCACAUAGUGUCGGGAGCAGCAGCGGGAGCUGUUUCCGCAGCAAUAACCACUCCACUUGACGUGUGUAAAACGCUGCUCAACACACAAGAGAAUGUAGCGCUCAACUCCAUGAACAUCAGCGGCCACUUAACAGGAAUGGCUAAUGCCUUCAGGACAGUCUACCGGCUUGGCGGUCUGGCUGCCUUCUUUAAAGGUGUCCAAGCAAGGAUUAUAUACCAGAUGCCCUCCACUGCCAUUGCCUGGUCAGUGUACGAGUUCUUCAAGUACUUCCUGACGAAGCAGCAACUGGAACAAGAGGCAGGACCUGGCCCGCUGUAAUGGAAACUGUGUUGGAGCAACUGACACCUAGACUGAUGAAAGAAAGCUCCAACCUGACGGUGUGCGAGCUCAAUGUGUUUUUUCCAUUGUUAAAAUAACAUCAGUUAUUGAGUAACCCAGAAGUCAUCGUGGUAGAGGUGUGGCAGAGAAGGGCACUUCUUGCUACUCAUUUACCUAAGUUUGUGUGUGUUUUUGAGUUGGGAUUAUAUUGCACAGUAAUAUAAUAUGCAGACAGAUGACCUCAUAAAAGUGUGUGUGUGUGUGUG
This is a messenger RNA of Xiphias gladius (swordfish), 1397 nucleotides long. RefSeq names its product solute carrier family 25 member 37 (gene slc25a37). Bases 121 to 1131 code for a protein of 336 amino acids. The record is from RefSeq and is a predicted model, not a curated record. Gene Ontology annotation, cellular component: mitochondrial membrane. NCBI's taxonomy places the organism in Eukaryota, Metazoa, Chordata, Actinopteri, Istiophoriformes, Xiphiidae. The transcript has 4 exons. Gene Ontology annotation, molecular function: ferrous iron transmembrane transporter activity. Gene Ontology annotation, biological process: iron import into the mitochondrion.